This is a messenger RNA of Salvia splendens (bonfire salvia), 639 nucleotides long. Its product is annotated as glucan endo-1,3-beta-glucosidase, acidic-like. Gene Ontology annotation, molecular function: hydrolase activity, hydrolyzing O-glycosyl compounds. The coding region runs from base 1 to 639 and encodes 212 amino acids. The record is from RefSeq and is a predicted model, not a curated record. The transcript has a single exon. Gene Ontology annotation, biological process: carbohydrate metabolic process. Lineage: Eukaryota; Viridiplantae; Streptophyta; Magnoliopsida; Lamiales; Lamiaceae.
AUGCCUCCUCUCCUCCUCCUCCUCCUCCUCACCUCUUCUCUCCACUUCCUCUCCCCCUCCUCCGCCGCCACCAUCGCCGAAUUCCAGGAACCAAUCGGACCUCUAAUCGUCCACCCCCUCCUCCAAUUCCUCGACGGAACGAACUCCUCCUUCCUAAUCAACCUCCACCCCUACCACAUCCUCAAAAUCAACUCCGAAAUUCCGAUCGAAUUCGUCCUGUUUCAAACGAAUCCGUUCAAUUUCCGCGACGACGUCACCGGAGCCAGACACCGCAACCUCUUCGAUGUGACGGUCGACGCAAUCAUCGCCGCCAUGGCGGCGUCAGGGAAGGAGAAUGUGCCGGUGAUCUUGGCGGAGACAGGCUGGCCGACCGGAUCGGAGGCGGAGGACGCCGGAAACUACGCCGAGAUGUACUUGCGCGGCCUGAUAACGCAUCUCCGAUCUGGAUCUGGAUCUGGAACGCCUCUGUUUAAUGAGGGGAUUCAGAGAGGUACAAUCAGCAGUUCGAAUGGUACAAGAAGCGAUGCGGCUGCGGGAGAGUGGGGGAUUUUGUACCCAAACAUGACGAUGAAGUACAGAUUCCGUUUCUCCGAUGGGAUACGUUGUAUCAUCCGAGGUUGGCUCGAUUUCUUGCUGUGA